Molecule: messenger RNA, 2127 nt
Organism: Pocillopora meandrina
Lineage: Eukaryota; Metazoa; Cnidaria; Anthozoa; Scleractinia; Pocilloporidae
Source: the annotation of a GenBank genome assembly
ACCCUCUUGAAAACAAACACUUCUUGCGUUAGUUGCGUCUAAUUUGAUUUUGCCCUGAUCUGUUUAACGCAACAGGAUAAAGUUUAACGUGAAUGUUUCAGUGCUGUGAAAGUCUCCAAGAACUUUGUCGUCGAGAGCUGAUUCGUUCCGUGGGAAGUAGAAAGCUUCUUCAAAGGCUGCCUCUUCCCCGAAACGUCAUCGAAUGGCUGAAGGAGUACGAUGAACCUGCUGCAUUCGACCCCAACAGUAGCUCCGAUGAGGUGGUUUUCUCCAACAAUAACGAAACCAUCACUUUUACUGGUUAGUUUAACGCUGAAAUACUGAAUAAAGGGCCACUUUUAACCAUCUACCAAACGAAUCAGCUCGUUUGCCUCGUUUGCUCCUUUGUUAACACUGCCGAACCAAACGAGCCAGACGACUCACUAAAUGUAUCAGGACGUUACAAAUCGAUAACUUCGAUGCUCGAUGGAAUCGAUUGUAAUCGAUAAUUUUCGUUACUGACUAAUCGGCUGAAAUCGAAAAUCAAUAAAAAUCGAUAGCGGAGGUACAAUAUGUGAUCAUCGAUUUUCGACCAAAACAUUGUUUGGAAUGAUAGUUUGAUUUUAAGCAAUUUCCAUCGAUUUAUAUCGAAAACAUGGAUUUUGUCAGAGGAAUCAAGGCAAAGAAGAAGGCAGAGACUAAAAGGAAGGAACAAAUGAUUGAUGGAUAUCCAAAGGCAAAAAAAAAGGAAAAAGGAAUUUGUAUCUGUUCUAUUUUCUAUUUUCUAUUUUUACUUUUACAUCAAGACAAAAACCCUUACUCAAUUCUUAGUUGAUGUGAUGUCAUUUGUUCUCUUGGCCGAGUAAAUCAACAUUAUGGAUAAUCUGGGACCAAAUCUUAUGAUUAUCGAAAUUUAUUAUAUCUAGCUAAUGGGUAACAGUUAAAGAAUAAUACUGAGUAGUUGAUUAAUUUCCAAUGAUCGAUUUUUAUUGAUUUGUAACGACAUGAAUAUAUAGACCCAAUUAAGACUUGUAUACUUAUUACUCCUUGUUCUUUCAUUCAUUGCUGGGCCAAAGGAGCCACUAACAUGAUAUGUAAAUUCAUUAUUCCUCAUUCUUUUAUCCACUUAUAUGGGAAACAAGCCACUGAAUAAUUAUGUGCUCCUUCAAAAGUGGCUCUGUAAUGUGUAGUUGCUCCAGUUUUAAUGUAAAUGUUGGCCUAGAUCUUGAGACUUGACAUUUGGACUGCAGAAUGAUCGAGAGAAGCUUAAUUACUUGAUCUGAUUGUAAUAAAUGAUUGAUUGAAAUCUCAAUACCUUCAUGAUCAACAUUAGGGGUGAUCAUGAAGUAAUUACUCUACUCAUGAGCAAUUUUUGAUAACUCUUCAUGUGAUAAAUUUGAAAAUAUUAGUUUUUAUUUCUUGUUAGUGUUGUACUCUUAAAACUGGAAAUUGCAGAAAUAUUCCCGGCAGAACUCUCAGUGAUCUCAACUAGCAAAAAAUCUGUUUCAGUCUGCAAAAUUGAAAAAAAAAAAAUGUCAGUCUGCAAAUUGUAGUCACUGUGUUAAACCUUUCCAAAGUCUUAUUGUUGUAUAGUGCCACGUUUAAGCUCAAAGGUACUCCAUUCAUGUACUUCUCAUGACAAUUGUUUCCUUCCAAUAAAUUUGACACUUUGAUUCUGUUGGAUCUUCUUUUCUUCCAGGAAAUGGUUAUAGCACAACUUUGAUUCUUACCCCCGGUGGUCAUGGUUACACUUCUGGUAAACAUGAGUGGGUGUUCUACUUUAACAAUUGCCGAGGCCAAGUGGCAGUUUGUCUUGUAACAGCAGAAUUUAAGAAGGCCAGAGCAUUCAGAACAAUGCCGGCGAUUGGCAGAAAAAUAGGCUGGGCUUACAAUCAAAUUGGGUUUCUAACCUUUGAUGUUCCUAUCUGGGAAGCUAUGGAUGGAAAGCGAAAUGAAAGCUACCACACCUGGGAUAUGAUAGGAAUUAUUCUUGAUUUAGGUAAAGGAACACUUGGUUUUAUGAAGAAUGGAAAGGAACUGGGGGUAGCUUUUUCAGAAGGGUUGCAUGGCAAAGAGGUAUUCCCAGGAGUUUGCUUAUGCUCUGGAGAGGAACAAGUCACCUUUGUAACCAGUAGAACCUAUGUAUGA